This is a messenger RNA of Aspergillus novofumigatus IBT 16806, 605 nucleotides long. RefSeq lists its product as uncharacterized. The record is from RefSeq and is a predicted model, not a curated record. The transcript is spliced from 3 exons. Bases 5 to 322 code for a protein of 105 amino acids. NCBI's taxonomy places the organism in Eukaryota, Fungi, Ascomycota, Eurotiomycetes, Eurotiales, Aspergillaceae.
UGAAAUGAAUCCGAAAGAGAGCCAAAAGCAUUCUACUGAACCGCUCUCAGAGCGCGAAAAGCACCUCCUCAGCAUUUAUGGAAAGUUACCUCACAAAGGGCUGCUAGGCCCAGCGUCUAAGCAUCGGACCUACUUCGACUCUGGUGACUAUGCUCUUGCUGCAGCUCACAAAACGACGGAUGAAGGGACUAUCGAACCUGGAACGGCGCAUCCGUUGCGAGAGAGCAUUCCACAUCCCUAUGCUCCCGUCCCUAGCUCUGGUAACGUUGCUGAAGAUGCCAACAAUGACUCGCAUUGUAGGAGGAGUUCAAGUCCUGAAUAGGGGAAAGAUAAGCUCUAGCUCGGAAUAGCUAACAUACCUUAUGUCAAUCCGGAAGACUUGGUCUGGUUGGAAAUUGUCUACUAAGGUUGGAGAUUGGGGUCAUUCAGCCAUAGAUGGCCAUGUGCGAAACCAUCGGCAUAUGGCUAUCUUUUAAGUGAUUGCAGAGGACUCUCAGUCGUGUCCUUUAAUGAGUGUGAAAUAUGGGUGGUCGGUAGCAUGUUCAGUAGUUUAAAUCAGCAUGUCCUAGCUCAAAAUCUGAUUAAAGCGGGAGUGAUAUUCAUAA